Molecule: messenger RNA, 1271 nt
Organism: Clarias gariepinus (North African catfish)
Lineage: Eukaryota; Metazoa; Chordata; Actinopteri; Siluriformes; Clariidae
Gene: sumo3a
Product: small ubiquitin like modifier 3a
Exons: 4
Coding region: 112-396 (94 amino acids)
Biological process (GO): protein sumoylation
Cellular component (GO): nucleus
Molecular function (GO): protein tag activity; ubiquitin-like protein ligase binding
Source: RefSeq, a predicted model, not a curated record
CGUCCAAUCGCCGCCGGAGGAGGUAAAGAGUGGCGCGUUCUCGUUGCGGCAGGAGAGAGGCAGUGUGUUGAGAGCGCAUCUUGUGUAAAUUAAAUCCAUUCUUUUGCAAAAAUGUCCGAGGAUAAGCCCAAGGAGGGAGUGAAGACAGAGAAUGACCACAUCAACCUAAAGGUGGCCGGGCAGGACGGCUCAGUGGUCCAGUUUAAAAUUAAGAGGCACACGCCGCUCAGCAAGUUAAUGAAAGCGUAUUGCGAAAGACAGGGAUUGUCGAUAAGACAGAUUAGGUUUAGGUUUGACGGACAGCCGAUAAACGAGACGGAUACACCAGCACAGUUGGAGAUGGAAGACGAGGACACUAUCGAUGUAUUUCAACAACAAACAGGCGGCCGUCGCUAAACCUUCCUCUCUCUGUCUCUUUGUCUCUCACUCUCUCCUCCACACAGCGGGGGAACCCCUCGGCUGUUUUAUUUGACUCGACCCCAAAAUGUUUAACUGUGCUGUUUAUUUACUCCUUAUUUUCUUGUCGUGUUGGUUUGGAUGUCCUCCCUAGUUUUCGUAGGGUUGGGCUUGCAUUCUUUUUUUUUCUUUUUUUUUUUCUUUUUUUUCCCUCUUUCUCUUCUUUCCAUCUUCCAAUAUUUAAAGAUACAUGAGGUGACAUGUGGCUAAGAGGCAAAUCCAAGAUGGCUGCCAUAAGGUUCAAAAUGGCCGCCGAUGUAUGAGCAGAAAGCCGUUUUCUUGAGAAAAGCCAAGCCCUGAGUUUCCUAUCCUGAUGAAUAAAAUAGUCCAUUCCCAUCAGUAUAAAAACCUGCCAAAUUUUGAGGAGACCUGAUUUGAUUUUUUUCCCCCCUUUUUGUUCCCCUCUUCUCUCUCUCACUGUCUUGUGCAGCUUUAAUUCUAUUUUAAUUCACAUGCUCGUUAGCGGAAAGGACGCCCAACCAGCCUUGUUAUUUAGUCCAGGUGCAAAGAUUAAACGGAACUUUGGUUUGUUCUCGGACCAAGCUCCAAAUACGUCCUGGAUUAGUCCAGGCUUUUAUUAUGAAUUCCGUAAGUCCCCCCAUUUUUUUCAGAGGCAACAAGUCGUCACUCUGUCUGCUUUGUGACGGACGUGAAAGAAAAAAAAAAGAAAAGUUAUUCGUCCCCCGUACAGUCUGGCGUCCGUAGGAGUUGGGACUGAAUCAGCAUUCAUGUGGUCUCAUUUUUUUUCUGUACUGAUUUGUACAUUAUUUGUUGUCCUUUACUACUGUAUACAAUAAAUAUAGUUUGGUACUCAG